UAUAUAGAAGGUACCGGAAGUGCACCCUACAACUUCCGGUGAAAUACAAAUCAUGCAGCGCCGCAUUUGUUAUUCACUUUAGCGUGCCUGAUCAGUGGGAUAAAACCAUGUUCACUCCGCCGAAGGAGGGAAUGCCCAGCAUGAUAGACAGGGCGCUGAGGAUGAGGAGGGAGGAGCAGGCUCGUCAGGUGGUCCUUGCCUGGGCUGUUCUAAACGUAUCUCUUGCUGGCAUGAUUUACACUGAAAUGUCAGGCAAGCUGCUGAGCCGAUACUACAACAUUACCUACUGGCCUAUCUGGUACAUCGAACUGGUGCUUGCCUCCCUUUUUAGCCUCAAUGCUCUUUUUGACUUCUGGAAGUAUUUCAAAUACACAAUGGCUCCGUCCACCAUUGCUGUAAGCCCUGAGCAGCAUCACCUUCUGGGUCUGAGAAACACAAGUAUUCAGGCAUCUCCGCCUCAAAAGCCAGAAAAGAAGGAAGCUCCGGCUCCAGCCCAGUCAUCUCCUUUGCAGGGCCAGAGCGUGCUCAGCUUUAGUCCCUCUCGUACAGCUUCCAGCAGCCCCAAGUUCUCCCCCAGCUGUGUUCCUGGAUAUAGCCCCACACUCAGCAACCCAUCCCCAACAAACAAUGCAGGAGGCCCCUUUUCCCCUUCUGUGUCCUUUGGAAAGGUGCUGAACUACAGUCCACCCUCUGGCUCCUCUCCUUAUCCCACUACUAUUGGGUCAGCAGAAGGCUCCAGUUUGAGGGCUCGUUACCGCACACCUCCCUCAGUGUUUAACUCCCCUGGAAGCAAGGAGGACUACAUGGAGGAUCUGAGAAGUCUGGAGAGGUUCCUGCGAACAGAGGAGGAAAGGAGUCAUCGGAGCCAGCUUGGAAGUCCAGAGUCUUUGUCUCCAAGUCACAGUCCUACGUUUUGGAACUACAACCGUUCGGUGGGAGAUUAUGCGCAGAGCCUGAGGAAGUUCCUUUACCAGCCUGCAUGCCGCUCUCAGGCGCCUUCUGCCCACAAGGAUGAGACGGACCUGGGCUCCAAACAGGCUGCAGAGGAGGUGUGGGCGAGAAUCACAACCAGUCGCCCGGUUUUAGAUCGCAUUGAUGGCUGGACAGCCAAGCUUAGAAAUUGGAUCAGUGAUACUAUCUUGGUCCCCUUGGUCAAAGAAAUAGACUCAGUUAAUAGCUUGCUCAGGAGAAUGGGCUGCCCAGAGCUCCAGAUAGGAGAGGCCAGCAUAAGCAGUCUGAAACAGGCAGCAGUGACCAAAGCCUCCUCCAUCCCUACUUUGAACUCUAUUGUCCAAUACUUGGAUAUCACACCCAACCAGGAGUAUCUAGUGGACCGGAUAAAGGAGCUGGCUCACAGCGGUUGUAUGAGCUCCUUUCGCUGGAACGGUGGUGGUGACCUGAAGAACAGGAAAUGGGAUACAGACCUUCCUACUGACUGUGCUAUCCUCAUGCAUGUGUUUUGCACAUACCUGGACUCCAGGCUGCCUCCGCACCCAAAGUACCCAGAUGGGAAGACUUUCACUUCUCAACAUUUUAGCCACACCCCGGACAAACCUGAUGUUACCAAGGAGAACCUCUUCUGCAUUCAUCAAAGCAGCACCACUCCUCCUCACUACCAGCUCAUCUACCAAGGACAUGUCUACAGUCUUCCCAAGGGCAGGAACAACCUGUUCCACACAAUCCUCAUGUUCCUCUAUGUUAUUAAGACCAAGGAGUCAGGGAUGCUGGGGAGAGUGAAUCUGGGCCUCUCAGGUGUGAACAUCCUGUGGAUAUUUGAGGACUGAGGCGUCAUCCUCAAAUAUUAAGUUACAAGGGAACUCCAAGUGGAUUUGAGGACAUGUGUGUCCCCUUUCUGGUGCACAUGAGCAAAAAAAAAAACAACAACAAACAAACAGCACACAAGACUUCAGUUAGAGUAGAUGCAUGUUCUCUGAACAUUUUGAUGAUUGACAGCCUGCUGUGUUUUCAUUUGCAUUUUUAGAGACAUGUUUCUUUUUCACCACAGAGUGCUUAUGAUACAACAAAGAGCUGUAUUUUUUAAACAGUGUUUGGAGUUUCUGAUUUUUUACUUUAAGAAUGUACCCGCAUGGCAGCCUUGUAAAUAAUAUACCUCAGAUUUAUCUGGUGGACAGCAAGGGCUCAGACCCAUCAGCUUGAAUGUAAAUAGCAACCUUUUGUCGCUUUCCCCCCUGUCCUGUUGUAGUUUAGAAUGCAAUAAUCGGAUUAUUCCUGGCAUGUGCUUGAAUUACUGGGGAGGGAAAAAAAAGACCAGUGGAUAUUGCAGCUAUGCUGAAAGCAGUUGUACGUAUAUGUACAGCUGCGGAAAUGCUGCACAUACAUGUACAACAGUUGAACUAUAUGUGAUGGAGAGAUGAAAAGCCUUCAAGUCACCAAUGUCUGUUUCUGUGAAUAUUUCUUUUCCUUAGAUUUUAUACCACCCUCUACAUGUUUGUUUUCGAUAAAGCUGUUUUACGAGUGUCAAAUGAGACUUGGAAAUUAAAUUGAAAUAUUAAUAAUAGAAAA
Molecule: messenger RNA, 2523 nt
Organism: Haplochromis burtoni (Burton's mouthbrooder)
Lineage: Eukaryota; Metazoa; Chordata; Actinopteri; Cichliformes; Cichlidae
Gene: tmem209
Product: transmembrane protein 209
Exons: 15
Coding region: 108-1784 (558 amino acids)
Cellular component (GO): membrane
Source: RefSeq, a predicted model, not a curated record